Mesocricetus auratus (golden hamster) is the source of this 991-nucleotide messenger RNA. It is a transcript of the gene Hrk, whose product is annotated as harakiri, BCL2 interacting protein. The record is from RefSeq and is a predicted model, not a curated record. Gene Ontology annotation, cellular component: mitochondrion. Lineage: Eukaryota; Metazoa; Chordata; Mammalia; Rodentia; Cricetidae. The transcript is spliced from 2 exons. Bases 49 to 327 code for a protein of 92 amino acids. Gene Ontology annotation, biological process: positive regulation of apoptotic process.
CGCGGCGCAGGGCGAAACUUGGGGUCCGGGGAGGCUCCUCCGCACGCCAUGUGCCCGUGUCCCCGGCAUCGCGGCCACGGGCCUCCGGCCGUGUGCGGUUGCGGCGACACUCGCCCCGGGCUGCGCUGGGCGGCGGCACAGGUGACCGCGCUGAGGCUGCAGGCGCUGGGCGACGAGCUGCACCGACGCGCCAUGCGGCGCCGCGCGCGGCCCCGGGACCCGCUGCCUGCGCUGCUGCCCGCACUCCGCGCCCGCUGGCCCUGGCUGUGCGCGGCCGCGCAGGUGGCGGCGCUGGCGGCCUGGCUGCUCGGCAGGCGGAGCGCGUAGGCUGCGCGCGCGGGGCCUUCUUGGUGAGGGGACCGGAGCCGAGACCCAGCCCGGACCGAGCAACAGGUUGGCGAAACCCUGUGUCCUUGGAGGAAGCUGGUUCCUGUUUUCCUGAGGGGGGAGCCCGGAGCUUGGAAGGAAGCAGAGUGGAAAGACCCAUCCAGAGUUGAUGGUGGAAACGUGGACUGAGGAAGCCCCCCCGGGAAGUCCAGUUGCAGAGAUAGCCACCCCAAUGCUAUUUACAUAUAGCUAUAUAUAUACAUAUACACAAAAAAAAGAGAAAAUACAAAAUUCCGUAUGUGCAUGCCUGCGGGGGACAUGGUCCCUCCCCUUUCUGCACCUUGCAAUGUGAACUUUGAGACUUUGUAAUGUCUGGGGGAGCAGGGGAGAGAGAUGCUUGCCACUGUGUGUGUGCUGGAAACUUACACGGACUGGUGGGAUCAGCCUCGGCAUGGACCAACUGCCCAGCACAGAUGCUGGCAUGGAGUAGUGGGAGCUGUGCCAAAGGCGAGACGGACAGAGGGGAUGUGGGACCCGUUUUGUUGGGGGCAGCCUGGGGUCCCUCCAUUUCUUGACACACCCUAGCCUCUCUCUGUCCCUGUCUAGACAGUUAUCUAGAUCUCGAGGUUGCAGCCAGAGAAACGGAUGUCAUUUUCUUUUCCUA